Neurospora hispaniola is the source of this 1780-nucleotide messenger RNA. Its product is annotated as triose-phosphate transporter family-domain-containing protein. The transcript has 5 exons. The record is from RefSeq and is a predicted model, not a curated record. Lineage: Eukaryota; Fungi; Ascomycota; Sordariomycetes; Sordariales; Sordariaceae. Bases 425 to 1687 code for a protein of 420 amino acids. Gene Ontology annotation, molecular function: antiporter activity. Gene Ontology annotation, cellular component: Golgi apparatus; endosome; trans-Golgi network.
UCUCCAUCUUGUCCCUUCUUCUCUCUGCAGGUUGAUCAGCUCACCAUCCUCAGCCAGUCCUCUCUUUCUCUUGGGAUCAUUCUUUGACCAAGGGGGUGUUGCGCGCGCUUCAGUCAGUGUGCGGCUCACCUUGUUCAAUACCUCUUGUCCACUCGACAUCGGCAGCACAACCGAUCAAUCGGAAAUUGGGUUUUGUUGGCUUUGAUCUCUUGGAUCUUCGGGAUAUCGCCACGACUUUGGCAGUUCGCAACAAGCUAUUUUGGUUUGGGUUGCGUCCGGGGUUCACGAUCAGAUACACGAUAUACAUCACAUUACUCGCUCUGUCGACAUACUGAUCUUUCGACGUGGCCAUCACUGACCUUGCCUCACCCUCGUUAAUAAUUCAUCUACCUUUCGUUCACCAACAACCCAGUCGUCAAUUAUCAUGGCCGCCGAUGAUGUCGAAACCCAGGCUGAGAAGGCCCAGCCGGUUACGCGGUCGAUUCAUCCAGUCUUUUAUAUCGCGAGUUGGAUAUUCUUUUCUAAUAUCACCAUUCUCUUCAACAAAUGGUUGCUUGCUCCAGACAGGUUUAGUUAUCCCACUAUCCUAACAUGUUGGCAUCUCAUCUUCGCGACCAUCGCCACCCAAAUCCUUGCCAGGACAACCACCCUCCUCGAUGGCCGCAAGAGUGUCAAGAUGACGGGCCGUCUUUACCUGCGCGCCAUCGUUCCCAUCGGCUUCCUCUUCAGCGGAAGUCUCGUCUGCAGCAACAUGGUCUACCUCUACCUCAGCGUCGCCUUCAUCCAGAUGCUCAAGGCCGCCGCGCCCGUGGCCGUCCUGCUGACCGCCUGGGUCUGGGGCGUUGAGCAGCCGUCGCAGUCACGGCUGAUUAACGUUUUGUUCAUCGUCUUUGGCGUUGGGCUUGCCAGCUUCGGCGAGAUCGCUUUCUCGCUCACCGGUUUCCUCUUCCAGCUCGGCGGGAUCGUGUUCGAGGCCAUGCGGCUCAUCAUGAUUCAGGUUUUGCUCAAGGGCGAUGGUCAGAAGAUGGACCCGCUCGUCAGUCUGUACUACUUUGCUCCCGUCUGCGCAUCGAUGAACUUUGUCGUUGCGUUGUUUACAGAGUUCCGCUCUUUCAACAUUGCUGAUUUGUACAACACGGGUCUUUGGUGUCUUCUCCUAAACGCCGUAGUGGCGUUCAUGUUGAACAUCAGCAGUGUCUGUCUUAUUGGCAGAACCUCCGGCCUUGUAAUGACCCUCACCGGUAUCCUCAAAAACAUCCUUCUCGUUGUCGCCUCCGUCAUGAUCUGGCAGACCUCCAUCACCCCCCUGCAGUUCCUCGGCUACGCCAUCGCCCUCGCCGGGCUCGUCUACUACUCCCUCGGCCGCGACCAGAUUGUCGAAAUCGCUACCCAGUUGUGGACCUUCCUACGGGGCGUGUGGGAAAACUCGCCGGCCUACUCAUCUGUCUCUUCCUCGUCCUCGGACGAAGGAAAUGGUCAACAACAAGGAGGUGGCUUGCCGUCGGCGGUCCGGCGAGCCCUGUUGAUGGGGCUGGGCGUCAUGGUUGUCGUCAUUUUGGCGGCUGGGUAUAUCUACAGUGGCGCUGACCCAAGUGGUGGCGGGGGUGCGGUGGGUGUACCCAGGCCGCUUGGUGGUGGUGGUGGUGGGGACGCGAGCAGUGUUAAACCAGUUCAGGUGGCUUCGUGAAUUAGUGGGAAGAGAAUUGGGCGGUGAUGGAAAUUGAAUGGGGAGCUUAACAAAGGACGAAAGAAAGUAUCGGGCAGCGAAACGACCGGGUUU